Messenger RNA from Pipistrellus nathusii (Nathusius's pipistrelle), 4845 nucleotides. Lineage: Eukaryota; Metazoa; Chordata; Mammalia; Chiroptera; Vespertilionidae. The record is from the annotation of a GenBank genome assembly.
AUGGACGGUCAGACUCUGCGAAAGGCUGAGAGAAGCCGGUCCUGCUCUCGGGAGAACAAGGAGGGUUACACUAAGGACAUGGUGACAGACUUUGAUGAGAAACAUGAUGAGUAUUUAAUAUUGCUUCAGCAGAGGAACCGGAUAUUAAAGCAUUUGAAGGCCAAGGACCCCGUGCAGCUGAGACUGGAGCACUUGGAGCAGGGCUUCUCCGUCUACGUCAACGGGGCCAAUUCGGAGCUGAGGUCGUCGCCACGGAGAGCCGUCCACUCCCACAUCUCCAGAAGCGCCUCGCAGGCCGAGGGGGCACAGGAUUAUGGACGAAGAACCCUGUUUCGAGAAGCUGAAGAAGCUUUAAGACGCAAUUCACGGACAGCCCCCUGCAAAGCCCAGCGCCGCGGAUGGCACCAGAAAUCCGUGCAGAUCAGAACAGAAGCUGGUUCGCGGCUCCAUAUCGAACCUCCUCUGGACUAUUCUGAAGAUUUUGAGCCACCUGGGGACACGACUGUCACUGCAAAGGAUGCUUCCGGGGGUCUCCCACAGGAGCUAAGAAAAAGCCUAGAACUUAGUGUAAAUCUACAAAGGAAGCAAAAGGACUGUUCCAGUGACGAGUAUGACUCCAUUGAAGAGGAUGUGCUCUCUGAGCCCGAGCCUGAGGACCAGGCCCUGAUGGGCAGUCCCAGACCUGGCACCCCUCUUUCCAGGGGGGACUCCAUGAAGAAGGAUGUUCCUGAGGACCAGGAGACAGCAGGACCCCCUCCCCGGGGCCCAGACACCCUCGUGGUGCUGGAAUUUAACCCGGCUUCCAGAGGUAAUAAAAAGGAAAGGAUUUUGUCUGCUCAGCGAAAGGACAACGCUGAGGUCCUCGUUCCCAACAAACCAGAGCCAAGCCUGACUCCCCAGCCCCCCACUGUGUUCCCAGACCAGGAGAGGCCAUGUUCAAGACCUGGGAGCCGCCGGGAGAGACCGCUCUCAGCAGCCCGGAAACCUGUGCUCCAGGCCGAGGACCCCCAGGAGGAUGCAUCAGCUGUGCUCCGCGCCAUCCAGGUGGAGAACGAAGCCCUGCAGAGGGCGAUCCUGAGCAGGAGGGCCGAGCCCCCCGGCAGCCAGCUGCAGGGCAUGGAGGAACCUCCAGCAAAACCGUGGACUGGUCUGCUGAAGGCACAGGAGGAGAGCCCAGAGCCGCUUCCCAUCACCAUGGAGACCAGCACGGAAGAGCCAUCCCAGGCGGCAGGGGGAGCCAGAGCAGUCAGCGCAGCCAUUGACAGAAUCGGCCUCUUGGGGAACAGGCAGCAGCAGAAGCUUCUGGAAGUCCUCCGGGCCAUCGAAAGCGACUCUGCCCAUGUCAGCCGGGUGGCUUCCCCGGCCGAGGAGCAGGUGCCGGCCCCAGAGGACAAGUUGGCAGCGAAAGCAGAAGAGAUGAAAGAUGCCAUCUACGUGACGAUGGAAAUCCUGUCCAACUGGGGCAGCCCGUCGUGGGUGGGCCUCACUGAAGUCGAGUUCUUUGACCUGGACAACACAAAGCUGUACGUGUCCCCUCACGACGUGGAUAUCCGUAACGCGGACACGCCGGGGGACCUGGGCCAGCUGGUCAACAGGAACUUGGCUAGCAAGAAAGACUCCUCCUUGUGGACCUGCCCCUUCCACCCGCCACUGCAGCUCUUCUUCGUUAUCCGCAGCACCGGAAGGCUGCCUGCCUUUGGUCUGGCCAGGAUCAAGGUUUGGAACUACUGGACGGCUGAUGGCGAUCUUGACGUUGGUGCGAAGAAUGUGAAGCUUUAUGUCAACAAAAGCCUCAUCUUUGAUGGCCAGUUAGACAAAGGCGACGGGGAGGCCCCAGCCGACCAGAGCAUCCCAGUCAGCCUGAAAAAUGAGCAGAUUGAGGGGGUGGAGAACAGCAUUAAUGCCCCCUCGGAAGAAGGCAGAGGUGCCCAGGGGAUGGCGGGCACCACUCAGGACAAGGAGCUCAGCGCCACUCGCUCGCAGCCAGACGGAGAGGCAGGGGAUGUGGCGGUUUCUUCACCAGGACCUUUAUUUGGUGAAAGGAUGAAUUCUCCUGGUUGCAUAAAAGACAAUUUGUCCAAGUUAGAGGACCAUUUCAGCUCGUCAGCAGCCCCAGUCUCUGUGGGGGGCGAGCAUGCCCCUGCCCCCGGGCCCCCAGGGGAGUGCCCUCCGCUGGACCAGGAGCUCUCACUGACUCUGCAGCUGGAAAACCUGGGCAGAAAGGUCUCUGAGCCGCCAGGGAAAACCCCCGCCUGGCUGCAGCCCUCACCCGCAGGGAAAGGCAGGGGGCAGGGAGGCAGGAAGCCCAAACCCCUCUGGCUGCGUCCUGAGAAGCCCCCCGAAGGGACGGGCGGGCUGGUGCCAGAGGGUGAGGACAUCUUCAGGGAGGGCCCUGCGGAGGCCAGGGAUGACGGCCCCCGGCGUGAGCCAGGACGGGCCAGCAGCCGGAAUGCCGCCUUGGAGGACGGAGCCCCGAGGGUGACCCCCAGCGUCUGCAGGGAUGACUUGGACAUCUUUGAGCAGCCCUCCAACAGGGAGCGCCCCGCUAGUGGGAGGAGGGGCCGGAAGGACGCCCUCGGCAGCAGUCACGGUGAUGGGCGGCCAGCCCCAGCCGGCAGAGGAGAUGCCUGGAGCACCAGGCCGCCGCCGCGGCCCCAGUGGCGCAGCGAGCAGGAGCACACGCUGCACGAGUCCUGGAGCUCCCUCAGCGCCUUUGACCGCUCCCACCGAGGGCGCAUCUCCAACAUGGAGGUGCAGGGGGACAUCCUGGACGAGUUCCUGCAGCAGCAGAGGAGCGGCCGGCAGGGCGCCCAGCCAGCCCCCUGCAGGGAGCGGCCGGAGGCCUGGGCGGGGCCGGACGACUGCAGAGACGCAGGCGACCCCAGCGACUUCAGAAUCCCCGUCUUGCCUUACGGGCGGCACUUGGUCAUUGACAUCAAGUCCACGUGGGGGGACCGGCACUACGUGGGCCUGAACGGAAUAGAAAUAUUCAGCUCCAAGGGGGAGCCCGUGCAAAUCGCGAGCAUCCAGGCGGACCCCCCUGACAUCAACAUUUUACCCGCCUACGGGAAGGACCCCCGGGUGGUCGGCAACCUCGUCGACGGGGUGAACAGGACGCAGGACGACAUGCACGUCUGGCUGGCCCCCUUCACGCCGGGCAAGUCCCACUCCGUCUCCAUCGACUUCUCGCACCCUUGCCACGUCGCCCUGAUCAGGAUUUGGAAUUACAACAAAUCGCGGAUACACUCCUUCCGUGGCGUGAGGGACGUCGAGAUCCUGUUAGACGCACAGUGCAUCUUUAACGGAGAAAUCGCCAAGGCCUCCGGGACCCUGACGGGAGCCCCAGAGCACUUUGGAGACACAAUCUUAUUCACAACCGACGACGACAUCCUCGAGGCCAUAUUCCGCUCGGAUGAGACGUUCGACGUGGACACGGGGCCCCCGUGCAGCCUGCCGUGCGAGGAGCCCCUGAGGAGGCCCAGCACCGCGGACGGCAACUCGGAGGAGCGGCCCUACACCCAGGCCGGCCUGUGGGCCCAGGUCCCGGAAGUGGAGCUGCCACCCAGUGCCCCUAUGUCCGAAGUCACCACCCCGGACCCGGGCGUCUACCACGGGAUCUGCCUCCAGCUGAAUUUCACUGCCUCCUGGGGGGACCUGCACUACCUGGGCCUCACGGGCUUAGAAGUGGUGGGCAAGGAUGGCCAGGCCUUGCCCAUCAGCCUGCACCAGAUCUCCGCCUGCCCCAGGGACCUCAAUGACCUCCCGGAGUACACAGAUGACUCCCGAACCCUGGACAAGUUAAUUGACGGAGCCAACAUCACGAUGGAGGAUGAGCACAUGUGGCUGAUCCCCUUCUCGCCGGGGCUGGACCACGUGGUCACGAUCCGCUUCGACAGAGCGGAGAGCAUCGCGGGCCUGCGCUUCUGGAACUACAAUAAAUCUCCCGAGGACACCUACCGCGGGGCCAAGAUCGCCCACGUCUCCCUGGACGGCCUGAGCGUCUCCCCGCCCGAGGGCUUUCUCAUCCGGAAGGGGCCCGGCAACUGCCACUUUGAUUUUGCUCAAGAAAUCCUCUUUGUGGACUACCUGCAGGCUCGGCUGCUGCCGCAGCCGGCCCGGAGGCUCGACACAAAAAGCCUGGAGCGGGCGAGCAUGGACUAUGAGGCCCCGCUGAUGCCCUGUGGCUUCAUUUUCCAGUUUCAGCUCCUGACCAGCUGGGGCGACCCCUACUACAUCGGCCUCACCGGCCUCGAGCUGUACGACGAGCGGGGAGAGAAGAUCCCGCUGUCGGAAAACAACAUCGCCGCCUUCCCCGACAGCGUGAACUCCCUGGAGGGCGUGUGUGGGGACGUGCGGACCCCGGACAAGCUCAUCGACCAAGUGAACGACACCAGUGAUGGCCGGCACAUGUGGCUGGCCCCCAUCCUGCCCGGCCUGGUGAACCGGGUGUAUGUGAUUUUCGACCUGCCUACCACCGUGUCGAUGAUCAAACUGUGGAACUACGCGAAAACCCCCCACCGAGGGGUGAAGGAGUUCGGCCUCCUGGUGGACGACCUGCUCGUGUACAACGGGAUCCUGGCCAUGGUGGGCCACCUGGUACGGGGCAUCCUGCCCACGUGCGAGCCCACGGUGCCCCACCACACCAUCCUCUUCACCCAGGACGUGGACCUCUGCCACCAGGAGAAGCACGCCGCCAUCAGCGGCCACGCCGAGGACCAGGACGUCCAGAUGCUGAACGAGAACCAGAUCGUCACCGACGCCAAGAGGAAGCAGAGCAUCGUCGACCCAGCCUUACGCCCCAAGACCUGCCUGAGCGAGGAGACAACGAGACGACGGCGGUGCUGA